Glycine soja is the source of this 2747-nucleotide messenger RNA. Its product is annotated as G-type lectin S-receptor-like serine/threonine-protein kinase LECRK2. The record is from RefSeq and is a predicted model, not a curated record. The transcript has a single exon. The coding region runs from base 106 to 2553 and encodes 815 amino acids. Lineage: Eukaryota; Viridiplantae; Streptophyta; Magnoliopsida; Fabales; Fabaceae. Gene Ontology annotation, biological process: protein phosphorylation. Gene Ontology annotation, molecular function: protein serine/threonine kinase activity; ATP binding.
ACCAGUUCAUUUCAGUUCUUAUAAUCUGCCCCACUGGGGUCUUGAGUACCUACAGUUUAUCCACGCACAUACCUAACUAACGUAAGGACCAAGUUGAUUCUCACCAUGGCUUCCCCUUUGCUUCCAUUUCUCUUCCUCUCAAUGGUUCUGUUACCCUUUCAACACAUCAAUGUUAUGGCCCAAACCAAAAGCAACAUAGCCAUUGGUGACUCUCACACAGCAGGAGCCAGCACCUCCCCAUGGUUGGUUUCAUCACCUUCUGGUGACUUUGCCUUUGGGUUCCUCCCACUUGAGGACACUCCUGAUCACUUCAUGCUUUGCAUUUGGUAUGCAAAGAUUCAAGACAAAACCAUAGUUUGGUUUGCCAACAGAGACAAGCCUGCACCAAAGGGCUCAAAAGUAGUGCUCACUGCUGAUGAUGGGUUGGUGCUCAUCACUGCCCCAAAUGGUAACCAGUUAUGGAAGACUGGGGGACUCACUGUGAGAGUUUCUAGUGGUGUGUUAAAUAACACUGGCAACUUUGUGCUUCAGGAUGGUGACUCCAACACUGUUUGGGAGAGUUUCAAGGACUAUAGAGACACCUUGCUGCCUUAUCAAACUAUGGAAAGGGGUCAAAAGCUUUCUUCUAAACUUAGGAGGAAUUACUUCAACAAGGGAAGGUUUGUGCUCUUUUUCCAAAAUGAUGGUAACCUUGUAAUGCACUCUAUAAACUUGCCAUCUGGGUAUGCUAAUGAACACUACUAUGAAAGUGGAACCGUUGAGUCCAACAUAUCAAGUGCUGGGACUCAAUUGGUGUUUGAUGGGUCAGGAGACAUGUAUGUUUUGAGAGAGAACAAUGAGAAAUACAACUUGUCAAGAGGGGGUAGUGGAGCUUCUUCUACCACUCAAUUUUUUUACCUUAGAGCAACUCUUGAUUUUGAUGGGGUGUUCACACUCUAUCGACAUCCUAAGGGUUCUUCUGGUACUGGAGGUUGGACCCCAGUGUGGUCUCAUCCAGAUAAUAUCUGUAAGGAUUAUGUUGCUAGUGCAGGUAGUGGUGUUUGUGGAUAUAAUAGCAUUUGUAGUUUGAGAGAUGAUAAGAGGCCAAAUUGUAAGUGCCCAAAAUGGUACUCACUGGUCGACCCUAAUGAUCCCAAUGGUAGCUGCAAACCAGAUUUUGUACAGGCAUGUGCUGUAGAUGAACUUAGUAACAGAAAGGAUCUCUAUGACUUUGAGGUGUUGAUAGAUACUGAUUGGCCUCAAUCAGAUUAUGUGCUUCAAAGACCCUUCAAUGAAGAACAAUGCAGGCAAUCUUGUAUGGAAGAUUGCAUGUGUUCUGUUGCCAUUUUCAGGCUAGGUGAUAGCUGCUGGAAGAAGAAGUUGCCACUUUCAAAUGGUAGAGUUGAUGCCACACUUAAUGGUGCAAAGGCCUUCAUGAAAGUGAGGAAAGACAACUCCUCCUUGAUUGUUCCUACAAUCAUUGUGAACAAGAAUAGGAACACUUCGAUUUUGGUUGGAUCAGUGCUUUUGGGUAGUUCUGCUUUUCUCAAUCUCAUUUUGCUUGGAGCAAUAUGCUUGAGCACUUCCUAUGUUUUUCGGUACAAGAAGAAGCUUAGAAGUAUUGGCAGAAGUGACACUAUUGUGGAAACCAACUUGCGUUGCUUCACUUAUAAGGAACUUGAAAAAGCCACCGAUGGCUUUGACAAAGUGCUAGGAAAGGGAGCUUUUGGUAUUGUGUAUGAAGGAGUCAUCAACAUGGGUUCCGAUACUCGUGUUGCGGUGAAAAGGUUGAACACUUUUCUCUUGGAAGAUGUUCAUAAGGAAUUCAAGAAUGAACUGAAUGCCAUUGGCCUCACGCAUCAUAAAAACUUGGUCCGUAUACUUGGAUUUUGUGACACUGAAGAAAAAAGGUUGCUGGUUUAUGAGUAUAUGAGUAAUGGCACUUUAGCAAGUCUUCUUUUCAAUAUUCUGGAGAAACCAAGUUGGGAACUGAGGCUACAAAUUGCAAUUGGGGUUGCUAGAGGACUUCUAUAUUUGCAUGAAGAGUGCAGCACACAGAUCAUCCAUUGUGACAUAAAGCCUCAAAACAUACUCCUUGAUGAUUACUAUAAUGCAAGGAUUUCUGACUUCGGAUUGGCCAAGCUUUUGAACAUGAACCAAAGCAGAACAAACACUGCCAUAAGGGGAACAAAAGGGUAUGUUGCACUUGAAUGGUUCAAAAACAUGCCGAUCACAGCUAAAGUAGAUGUCUAUAGUUAUGGGGUGUUGUUGCUUGAGAUAGUUUCAUGCAGAAAAAGUGUAGAGUUCGAGACAGAAGAUAAAGAGAAAGCAAUCCUAGCUGAAUGGGCUUAUGACUGCUACACUGAAAGAACUCUUCAUGCCUUGGUUGAGGGUGACAAAGAGGCAUUGGAUGACAUGAAGAACUUGGAGAAAUUGGUAAUGAUUGCCCUUUGGUGUGUGCAAGAGGAUCCUGAUCUUAGACCAACUAUGAGAAAUGUGACACAAAUGCUUGAAGGUGUUGUUGAAGUGAAAGUACCACCAUGCCCCUCACAAAUUAGUGAUCAAUAUUCCUAAACUAAUCAAUUAGUGUUAAUCCUAGUUGUGGUAUCUAGAUUCUAGUAUGAACUACAAAAUUUGCAAUUUUGCAUUUAUGUGCGUGUAUUUAUUUGAAGCUUUAUCAUUUGGGGUUUGAGAUUUGUAUUAACUAGCUUGAUAACUCAAUUGUUAUGUUUUGGAUUUGAGUAAAUGUAAGUAUUAAGUAACUUUAA